Messenger RNA from Brenthis ino (lesser marbled fritillary), 843 nucleotides. Lineage: Eukaryota; Metazoa; Arthropoda; Insecta; Lepidoptera; Nymphalidae. The record is from the annotation of a GenBank genome assembly.
AUGAAUUUACUUACUAGCGGUGUACCAAUAAACUGUGGACGAAAAUUCUGGAGAAUAUCUUGUCCAUGUCUCCAAGAUUAUAAAUCCAAACCUAUCUAUUUUCAGAAGACCAAAUAUAAUAAGAAAGAAGCGGAUUUGGUCUCAUAUAAUUUUUCUAUAGUAUGUGGGAAAAGAUAUCAAAUGUGUUCUUUACCAGUUAUAUCCAAUUUUACAGUAUGGACACAAAUUCGUUUUCAAAAAGAUUAUCCAAAACUUCACCGCGAUAUGGUACAUCCAAACUUUGAUGCAUAUAGAAAAGAAAAGUUUAAAGACGUCAGUAAAACUACCUGGCACUCUGGGGAUGAUAAAUAUGGCUAUACAUACGUGGCAGGUUUUUUUGGGCUUCUCUGUGGAAUGUAUGGCUUAAAAACAGAACUUGUGCAUUUUCUAUCAAGUAUGAGUGCCCCGGCUGACGUUCUGGCCUUAGCCAUCAUCGAAGUAGAUAUAAAAAAUAUAGCCCCUGGCACGUGCAACUCUUACAAGUGGCGUGGAAAGCCUCUUUUUAUAAAGCAUAGAACCGUUGCAGAGAUAUCUGCAGAAGCGAACACUCCUUUAUCAGCUUUAAGGGACCCACAAACCCCGGAGGAACGUACAAUAAAGCCAGAAUGGUUAAUAGUCAUUGGUGUUUGUACGCAUUUAGGUUGUGUGCCAGUGCCUAACUCAGGAGACUGGACAGGUGGAUUCUAUUGUCCUUGUCAUGGAAGUCAUUAUGACAAUAUUGGAAGAACACGAAAAGGGCCAGCUCCUUUGAACUUAGAAGUUCCACCUUAUAAGUUCCUUACUGACACUCUUGUAAUUGUAGGA